AUGUCUGCGCUGUCCGCCGCGGUGGCGCGCCUGACCGCGCUCCACUCGUCCGGCGGGGGCGCGGGCCCCGGUGGCGCCGCCGCCGGCGAGGUCCUGGCUCUGCAGCAGCAGCUGCAGGAGCAGCGGGCGAUCAACGCGCAGCUGCAGGAGGCG
This is a messenger RNA of Monoraphidium neglectum, 153 nucleotides long. RefSeq lists its product as hypothetical. The transcript has a single exon. NCBI's taxonomy places the organism in Eukaryota, Viridiplantae, Chlorophyta, Chlorophyceae, Sphaeropleales, Selenastraceae. The record is from RefSeq and is a predicted model, not a curated record. The annotation marks the transcript as partial.